AUGACUCGCGGCGGUCCAUGCCGUAUCGGCGUUGAUGUAGGUGGAACUAACACCGACGCCGCUAUCAUUGAAAUUUCGGCCUCGGAGACGGAAUCAAGAGGUGUACGUGCUUCAAGUAAGACACCUACAACAGUCGAUAUCACAUCUGGCAUUCAUACCGUGAUUGAGGAUGUCUUGUCAAAGUCGUCCGUUGAUCGACGGGAUAUCCUUAGUGUGGCUAUUGGCACAACACAUUUCGUGAAUGCCGUUGUGGAGGCAGAUGCACGACGACUUAGUAGGGUUGCUGUUGUUCGGCUCUGUGGCCCUUUCACAAAGAUGCUGCCGCCAUUUUCCGACUUUCCACCAGAGUUGAAGGAUAUUAUGAGCGGACCAGUUUUUUAUCUAGAUGGAGGUCUGGAAAUCGACGGGCGUGAGAUAAAUCCACUAAAUCAUGCCCAGAUCAAAGAGACCGUGCGAUCCAUCAAGGCCGCAGGGAUCGACAAAGUAGCUCUAGUGGGCAUAUUUUCUCCUCUCGACGCACAAGGACUCCACGAAGAAACAUGCAAGCGACUAAUGCUAGAGCAAGAUCCAUCCUUAUCAGUAGUAUGUUCACAUACAAUUGGAGAGAUCGGGCUCUUAGAGCGCGAAAAUGCGACGAUCCUGAAUGCCUCUAUCCUAAAUUUGGCCCGAAAAACAGUUCGUGCGUUCUGUGAAGCCAUGAAGAAGCUUCGUCUCGAUUGUCCCUUGUUCCUCACGCAAAAUGAUGGAACGUUAACCGAUGCUGCUACGGCGGCGGAGUUACCAAUCAAAACAUUCGCAUCUGGUCCAACAAACAGCAUGACAGGUGCAGCGUACUUAGCAUCAUUAGACCGUGGGGAGAGUAGGGCUCGCUCUGAGACUCAGGUGCUUGUGAUUGAUGUUGGUGGCACGACCAGUGAUGUUUGUGCAUUACUUCCGUCCGGAUUCCCGCGACAGGCGCCGAAUUUCGUUGAGGUUGGUGGUGUGCGUACUGCAUUUUCAAUGCCUGAAGUACUCUGUGUUGGGCUUGGGGGAGGUAGUCGGGUUAUCUAUGAUCAAGCUUCGGAUAGUGUUCAGGUUGGCCCGGAAUCAGUUGGACAUUAUCUGACUAGCCAGGCUUUGGUCUUUGGUGGCGAUGUCAUGACUACCACCGAUAUCGUUGUGGCUUCAGGGAAAGCGGAUAUUGGGGAUCUGAAGAGGGCGAGGGCUAUCUCGCCUAAUCUAGUUUCCAAAGCACGCAUGCAGAUCAAGAAGAUCCUUGAGCGAGCAGUUGAAGACAUGAAAGUCUCCGAUUUGCCUGUGACACUCCUACUCGUUGGUGGCGGGUCAAUCGUUCAGAUGGAUGAUCUAGAAGGUGUUGCUGAAUGUAUAAUCCCGCCACAUCAUGAUUCCGCAAAUGCCGUCGGAGCUGCGAUUGCGAAGGUAUCGGGUGAAGUUGACAUCAUUGAGAUCCUCGAUGGUCGAGAUGAGAAGACCGUGCUAGAAUAUGCAAAGCAGAAGGCCAUUGACACCGCUGUGGCUCAUGGCGCAGACAGAAACGACACUAAGAUUGUGUCCGUUGACAAGCUUCCUCUUCAGUACGUCACUAACAAGGCUACGCGGUUUGUUGUCAAAGCCGUUGGUAGACUGGCGAUAACUGGUGAUUAUUCCCCAUUAACAAAUGGAGCAUCUUCACGCGAAGAAUCUGAGGUUCACACCAACGGCGAGAGCCAUCCAGAGCCAGAAAAGCAAUACAAGAACAGAACUUCGGAAUCACUACAAUCCAGGGUAAAGUUCUCCGCCUUCAUGGACAUCGAAACUUACCAGCCCGAUGUUCGAAACGGUGUAUGGUACAUCUCUCCACUUGACCUAGAAUUCAUGGCAACGGGAACAGGCGUACUAGGCACUGGUGGUGGAGGCUCCUCAUACCUUGAAUAUUUACGAUGCCUGGAAAGCCUUCGAGAUUCUGGAAACAAAAUGCGUGUCGUGUCCCCCAGCUACAUGAAGGAUUCGGACAUUUGUGUCUUCGGAUCGUGGUAUGGUGCACCGAGCGUAGGCAAUGAGCGCUUAGCCUCCGGUACAGAGAUCAUGGACGCUAUAGAUGUUUCUGUCAGGAUGGGGGGUCAUAGCCAUUUUGAAGCCGUGAUAGCAGAUGAAAUCGGUGGUGGUAAUGGACUUUCGACGUUCCCUACCAGUGUCUACUAUGAUAUUCCUGUGGUGGAUGGUGACUUGAUGGGUCGUGCAUACCCAACAAUGGAGCAUGGCACACCAUACGUCUACGGUGAGCCUAUCACCCCUUGUGCGAUGGCAGAUGCUAGAGGAAACACAUCCGUGGUUAUGAAAGCCGAAUCAAACUCACGAGUCGAGACCAUGUUGCGUACGCAAUGUGUAGAUCUGGGACUCAGCAUUGCCAUUUCCGCUACACCCUUGGCUGGAAGGGUAAUCAAGCAGUAUGCCAUUCCGAACACGGUCUCACAAGCAUGGUACAUUGGACGUGCCAUCCACAGAGCCAGAAAAUCGAAGAGUAACCUCGUCAACUCAAUUUUCGAGACUACACCAGGUUACCUUCUCUACACCGGCAAGAUCAUCGACGUAAAAAGAGAUGUCCAAGAGGGAUAUACAAUGGGCCGGUGCACAAUCGUACCCCUCAACAACGAAGAACAAGACCUCGAUGGCCCAGCCAAGAUUCCCUUUGAUGACACCCGCUGCUUGAUAGUUCCAUUCCAGAACGAAUUCCUCUACGCUGCGUACGCAGACAUUGCUAACCCGGACGAUUCCUCCAAACAUGAGAUUGUCUGCACUGUCCCAGAUCUCAUCUCCAUUCUGGGACAAGAUGGUGAAGCGAUAGGAUCCCAGGAUCUGCGUUAUGGUCUUCGUGUUAAUGUGAUUGGUAUGGCUGCGCAUCCACUCUGGACUGGAGAUGAACGGGGACUAAGGGUUGGUGGACCGGCGGGAUUUGGAUUGGAUAUGGAGUGGAAGAGUAUUGGACCUUAUCAGGAGCCUCCAAGUGUGAUUGAUGAGUUUAAUAGAGGUGUUUAG
Penicillium pulvis is the source of this 3015-nucleotide messenger RNA. Its product is annotated as hydantoinase/oxoprolinase family protein. Gene Ontology annotation, biological process: glutathione metabolic process. The record is from RefSeq and is a predicted model, not a curated record. The transcript has 6 exons. The coding region runs from base 1 to 3015 and encodes 1004 amino acids. Gene Ontology annotation, cellular component: cytosol. Lineage: Eukaryota; Fungi; Ascomycota; Eurotiomycetes; Eurotiales; Aspergillaceae. Gene Ontology annotation, molecular function: 5-oxoprolinase (ATP-hydrolyzing) activity.